Colletotrichum graminicola M1.001 is the source of this 561-nucleotide messenger RNA. RefSeq lists its product as uncharacterized. The transcript has a single exon. Lineage: Eukaryota; Fungi; Ascomycota; Sordariomycetes; Glomerellales; Glomerellaceae. Bases 1 to 561 code for a protein of 186 amino acids. The record is from RefSeq and is a predicted model, not a curated record.
AUGCCUUCUAUCCAGCACCUCGUUUCCCGAAGCGCCUCGGGCGUCGUCCGCCGUAGCGACGACAACGGCGUCACGCUUAACCUCAUGAUCGUCGUCCUGGCGUUGGUCUUCUUCGCCCUCCUCCUAGUCUCCACACUCUUCCUCAUGCGCCGCAUGCGCAGACAACAACGGCAAGACGCUCUUCCCACCUACCAAGAGGUGAAGGGCGUCCCCCGCAACCACCACAACCUCACCAUCCAGACAAGCCAGGACGGCCGCUCAAGCGUCCUGUACAUCGGCCAUGACGGACGCUCGCCGAUGCUCCAGAACCCCCAGUCUGCCCCCCACUCCCCCGACAACGUCCCCGAGAUCCACAUCACCUUCCCCGACGAGCAGGACGAGGGCGGUCGCCCCAAGAGUGGCCGCGUGCUGGUCGUUCGCGUCGGUGACGGCGGCUCCGUCGGCCUCGAGCCCGUCCGCGAUGAGGAGCUACCCGCCUACGAGAAGGACAGCAAGUCGCAGUUCUACUCUGUCGACAUGGACUCGAUCGGCGGCCUGCGUGAGAAGGAGCGCAACAACUAA